UUUGUGUGAAUUCCCGAGCGCGGCGGGGGCCGGGCCGCUGGGGCCUCGUCUAGGGCGGACGGGCGGGCGGGCAGACAGUCGGCCCCUCUCCGCAGCCCGUCCCCUCUCCUCCCUCGAUUUUUAUUUAUUUUCCACCACCCCCCUUUGCUCGCUCUCCUCCUUCCCCCCUUUCCCCUCCGCUUGCUCCGUGGCGCGCGGUCCGCGCUAAUUACACCCAACCACCCACCAGUGUCCGUGCCCGCCGGGUCUCCGGGCUCGGGGGCCCGCGUGUGAGCGUGUGCGUGUCCGCGUGUGUGUGUGCGUGUGUGUCGGGAGGGAGCCUCACGCCCCGAUGAGGGUCCCGUGCCCGUGAGCGAGCGAGCGAGCGAGCGAUCGCAGGGGCCGGGCUGCGGAGAAAGCAGGCGGCGGGCGGCCCGCCUCGCCGGCCGGGGCCCAGGCCGCGCGGCCUCGGCGGAAGUCGGCUCAGAGGUGAUUCCGAAACCGAAAAACAACAUCCAAAAAAAAAAAAGCGCCCUGGAUAGUCGAUACCGUAGACAUAGCUGAAGUGUGCCCCCCUCCCGCCACGCCCAAGCAGUCCUCUCCCGUGCAUUAACACCCCCUCCCCCCCAAAGGAACGAUGGAGGCCGCGCCCGGGACCCCCCCGCCGCCGCCAUCAGAGUCGCCGCCGCUGCCGCCGCCGCCAUCGCCACCGCCGUCGCCGCCGCCAUCAACGCCUUCGCCGCCUCCGUGUUCCCCCGACGGCCGCGCGGCCACCCCGCACCUCCUCCACCACCGCCUCCCGCUCCCUGACGACAGGGAAGAUGGUGAGUUGGAAGAGGGCGAACUGGAAGAUGAUGGGGCUGAGGAGACCCAGGAUGCCCCUGGUGGACAAGAGCGGAGUCGGAAAGAAAAGGGGGAGAAGCACCACAGCGAUUCGGAUGAGGAGAAGUCUCACCGGAGACUGAAGCGGAAGCGGAAGAAGGAGCGGGAGAAGGAGAAGCGGAGGUCAAAGAAGAGGCGGAAAUCCAAGCACAAACGCCAUGCUUCUUCCAGUGAUGAUUUCUCGGACUUCUCAGAUGACUCCGAUUUCAGCCCCAGUGAGAAGAGUCACCGCAAGUACCGCGACUAUAGCCCGCCAUACGCACCGUCCCACCAGCAGUACUCCUCAUCACACAACACGCCCCUGCCCAAGAAGUCCUACUCCAAGAUGGAUAGCAAGAGCUACAGCAUGUACGAGGACUACGAGAAUGAGCAGUAUGGGGAGUAUGAGGGAGAUGAAGAGGAGGACAUGGGCAAGGAAGACUAUGACGACUUCACCAAAGAGCUGAACCAGUACCGGCGUGCCAAGGAGGGCAGCCGGGGCCGAGGUAGCCGAGGCCGGGGCAGGGGCUACAGGGGCCGUGGAAGCCGAGGAGGAUCUCGAGGCCGAGGAAUGGGCAGGGGCAGCCGAGGCCGGGGCAGAGGCUCUGUGGGAGAGCACCCAGAGGAUGAAGAAGACUUGUACGAGGAGGAGAUGGAAUAUGGAGAGAGCGAGGAGCCCAUGGGAGAUGAUGACUACGAUGAGUACUCCAAGGAGCUGAACCAGUACCGCAGGUCCAAGGACAGCCGAGGCCGAGGCUUAAGUCGAGGCCGAGGCCGGGGUUCCCGAGGAGGCCGAGGGAAGGGGAUGGGCCGGGGCCGAGGUCGAGGCGGCAGAGGGGGAAUGAGCAAGGGCGGGAUGAACGAUGACGAAGACUUCUACGAUGAUGACAUGGGCGAUGGCGGGGGUGGAAGCUACCGGCGGAGUGACCAUGACAAGCCCCACCAGCAGUCUGAUAAGAAAGGCAAAGUCAUCUGCAAGUACUUCGUGGAGGGGCGAUGCACUUGGGGAGACCACUGCAAUUUCAGCCACGACAUCGAACUGCCGAAGAAGCGAGAGCUGUGCAAGUUUUACAUCACGGGGUUCUGUGCCCGGGCUGAGAACUGCCCCUACAUGCAUGGGGACUUUCCCUGUAAGUUAUACCACACCACUGGGAACUGCAUCAACGGUGACGACUGCAUGUUCUCCCAUGACCCGCUGACCGAGGAGACCCGAGAACUCUUAGAUAAGAUGCUGGCUGAUGACGCAGAAGCAGGGGCUGAGGACGAGAAGGAGGUGGAAGAGCUGAAGAAGCAGGGCAUCAACCCCUUGCCCAAGCCACCUCCUGGCGUGGGGCUCCUGCCCACCCCUCCCAGGCCCCCUGGGCCCCCAGCUCCCACCUCUCCUAAUGGCAGGCCCAUGCAGGGUGGCCCUCCUCCCCCACCCCCGCCCCCUCCUCCUCCUCCUGGCCCUCCUCAAAUGGCCCUGCCGGCACAUGAGCCACUGUCCCCGCAGCAGCUGCAGCAGGACAUGUACAACAAGAAGAUCCCGUCUUUGUUUGAGAUUGUGGUGCGGCCCACAGGGCAGCUAGCAGAGAAGUUGGGUGUGAGGUUCCCUGGACCUGGUGGACCCUCAGGGCCAAUGGGUCCUGGCCCCAACAUGGGACCCCCAGGGCCAAUGGGGGGACCCAUGCAUCCUGACAUGCACCCUGACAUGCACCCUGACAUGCACCCAGAUAUGCACCCCGAUAUGCAUCCUGACAUGCACCCUGACAUGCACCCCGACAUGCAUCCCGACAUGCCAAUGGGUCCUGCCAUGAACCCUGGCCCUCCCAUGGGUCCUGGUGGCCCCCCGAUGAUGCCCUAUGGUCCUGGAGACUCCCCACACUCGGGAAUGAUGCCUCCCAUCCCGCCAGUCCAAAACUUCUACGAGAACUUCUACCCGCAGCAAGAAGGCAUGGAAAUGGAGCCGGGGCUCGUUGGGGAUACAGAGGACUACGGGCACUACGAAGAGCUGCCGGGGCAGCCUGGGGAGCCCCUCUUCCCCGAGCACCCUCUGGAGCCCGACAGCUUCCCCGAGGGAGGGCCCCCAGGCCGGCUGAAAGCGGGCGCCGGUGUCCCCGACUUCCUGCCCUCGGCCCAGAGGGCCCUGUACCUGAGGAUCCAGCAGAAGCAGCAGGAGGAGGAGAGAGCGAGGAGGCUGGCUGAGAGCAGCAAGCAGGACCGGGAGAAUGAGGAAGGUGACACCGGAAACUGGUACUCAAGUGACGAGGACGAGGGGGGAAGCAGUGUCACAUCCAUCCUCAAGACCUUGAGGCAACAGACGUCAAGCCGACCCCAGGCUGCAGUUGGGGAACCGAGCGGCAGUGGACUGGGGGAUCCCCGCCUGCAGAAGGGACACCCCACAGGAGGCCGGCUGGCUGACCCCCGCCUCAGCCGUGACCCCAGACUCAGCCGCCAUGCAGAGACUUCAGGGGGCACUGGCCCAGGGGACUCGGGGCCCUCUGACCCUCGGUUGGCUCGUGCCCUGCCCACCUCCAAGACGGAAGGCAGCCUUCAUUCCAGCCCUGCAGGCCCCAGCAGUUCCAAAGGACAGACCCCUGCAGAGGAGGAGGAGGGGGAGCGGGCCUUGCGCGAGAAGGCUGUGAGCAUCCCCCUGGACCCCCUGCCUGGGCACCCACUGCGGGACCCCCGCUCUCAGCUGCAGCAGUUCAGUCACAUCAAGAAGGACGUGACCCUGAGCAAGCCGAGCUUCGCCCGCACUGUGCUCUGGAACCCUGAGGACCUAAUCCCCCUGCCCAUCCCCAAGCAGGACGUGCCCCCGGUGCCUGCUGCCCUGCAGUCCUUGCCCGCCCUGGACCCCAGGCUGCACCGCUCCACACCCCCUGGACCCCCCAACACCCGGCAGCGUCCUGGCUCCACAGACCCCAGCACAUCUGGCUCUAACCUACCCGACUUUGAACUCCUCUCUCGAAUCCUCAAGACUGUCAACGUCAACACCCCUGGCCAGAGUGACAAACCCAGCGACCCCAGGGUGCGGAAGACCCCGACUGACCCCAGAUUACAGAAGUCCGCAGACCCUGCGGCAGCAUCCCGUGCAGCCAAGCCCUGUCCCACCGAAGCCUCACCUCCUGCCGCCAGCCCAAGUGGAGACUCGUCCCCGCCGGCCACAGCCCCCUAUGACCCCCGAGUGCUGGCAGCUGGUGGCCUGGGCCAGGGCAGCAGCAGCGGGCAGAGCAGUGUGCUGAGUGGCAUCAGCUUGUAUGACCCAAGGACUCCCAAUGCAGGUGGCAAAGCUGCAGAGCCCGCCUCCGACACGAGCGCUCAGCCCAAGGGUCCCGAGGGCAAUGGCAAGAGCUCCGCCUCCAAGGCAAAGGAGCCCCCGUUUGUCCGCAAGUCUGCGCUGGAGCAGCCAGAGACGGGGAAGGCCAGCGCAGAUGGGGCCGCAGCCACGGACAGAUACAACAGCUACAACCGGCCCCGGCCCAAGGCCUCUGCAGCCCCCGCUGCUGCCUCGUCCACCCCGCCCCCCGAGGGGGCCACACCCCAGCCCGGGGUGCACAACCUGCCAGUGCCCACCCUCUUUGGGACUGUGAAGCCAGCCCCCAAAACAGGCACAGGAAGCCCAUUUGCUGGCAACAGCCCUGCCCGGGAGGGUGAGCAGGAUGCGGGGUCCCUGAAGGACGUUUUUAAAGGCUUUGACCCCACAGCUUCCCCCUUUUGCCAGUAGUGUCUGUGGGGGCCAGUGCUCCCUCCACUCCACCACCCUUCCAGGGUGACAUUUAAGGGCAGCAACCAGAGUUACGGGUGGGGGGCAGGCAGGGUGUUCUUUCUUUACAUUUUUCUUCCCUUUUCCCCUUUUGAGUAGUACUUUCUUUGAGUCAUAAAUUGUAUCUAACCGUCUUGGGUUCUGGUCAGUGCUGCAGGCUCCUGGGCUCCCUCUGCCCAGUGAGCAACUUGUACCCUGCCUUGGACAGUAGCAAGUUCCCAGCCCGGGGCUUCCCUGGAACUAAGGAAAGCGGAAGCGUCUGGGAGGCACUGAAGGCCACUCACCCUGUGCUGCUGGGAGAGACAGACACGUGGUGUGGAAGCUGGUGUCGGAGUUUCCAGAGCCCCGGGUGAGCUGUCCUCUCUUCAGCACGCAGCCUGUGACAGCCUGCUUCAGGACACAGCAGCGGUGAUGAGAAAAUGUCACACGGAGAGAAAGGUCCUGGCAGCCCCCGGCCCUGACCUGCUUGGGCCUGUGCAUCCCUCAUCCUCCGUCCAGGGUUUGUCCUGAAAGUGACGCCCUCCAGCCCUCCAGGAGACUCUGGGUGAGACAGACCUCAGGCAGCAAGCCUGAGACGGUGGGGCCGCCCUCAGAGCGCUCUCCUCAGUAUUACCUGUCCAGGGCCACUGGCCUGACCCUCGCGACAGCUCAAGGAUCCGUGGUGUGGCCACCGGCCAGACUCCCGAGGCGGGAGGCCGGCGUGGCCCUGGCCAAGUGUCUGCUAGCUGCUUUCAUGCGCCUUAGCCGUGUUAUCUGUAGAGUACCAGAUAGUGUUUGCUUCCCCUCCCGAGCUGACAGAAGCACGGCAUCAGCGGUCUGUGGUGGUGGUGCAAGAGUGGGCGCUUGCUUCCCAGAGGGGCUGAGCAGACAGUCGAGUCGAGCUGGGCCAGAGUGGUGUGUCGGUCCUUUCUAGGAAAGGGACUUGGGGUGGGGAGGUGUAAGGCAUCUGCCAGAUCCCAGGCAGCGGAGGCAUUUCCACAGCCUCCCCCACUAACCACCUUAGGACUGGCCUUGUCCAGAGCCUCAGGGGAGACUUCCUGUGACCAUUCCCCAAGACUGGGUCAGGGAACUGGGUAAGACCCGCAGGCCUCUGUGCCUCUGGGUCACUUGCCAGGCCCUAGAGUCUGCUUUCCUGCAGCCUGCCUUUUCUAUAUUGGGUCUCUCGGCCCCACACACAGCCAGUGGAUCUCCUCCACCUCGGGGAGACAGGUUCCCACAUCCCCCAUCCACCGCCACCCUCUCCAUCCCACCCCGUAUACCCUCCGCAGCCCAAAGAGAAAUCCCUUCAAAACAUUUUGGGGCCUGAAGCCAGGGUGGGAGGGGCUUGUGCCCCACAGGGCUAACACCCUGUGGGGUCAGUGCACCAAGAUCAGGUUGGUUUUGUUUGUCUUUGUGUUUUUUAUUUUGUUUUGUUUUCUUAAACAAUCAUCAAUGAGAUUUGUCUUUGGACUCCAGCCUUGACCUCCAAGACUGGGACCGUGGUAAAUGUAGGAUAGGGAGAGUACAGUGUGGCAGUGUUUGGAGCCCCCCACCCCCUGGAAAAUUCUCUUCUGUAAAAGCCAGGCUUGGAAGUGCAGACCUGUCAUCCCAGCACUCAGGAGGCGGAGGCAGGAGGAUCACGAAUUCAAAGCCAGCCUGGUCUACAUUAGAAAAAGAAAAGUUUUCUUUUGUUAAAGAAAAGUUAAAUGAAUUUUGAAAUCUAUGAAAUCUGUGGGUGAGACGGACUCUGGAGCCCUUGUCUUGGAAUAGUUUAGCCGAAGCCCCUCGUGGGACAAGGAACUCCGCUUGAAUCUCCACUCGCCAUCAGGCCACGCUUUUAAAGAAAAAAUGUUCUCUAACCAGGAUUGUAACAAAAGUGUAAAUAGUAUUUCUGAGUUGAAAGUCGAUGGUGCAAAUAUGUAUAUAACGUACUGUAUUUUUACAAUGAUCGUCGCAUGGCUCUCCCUCCCCUUUUGUACUCAGUCUCUGUCUUCCAGAAACCUCACCUGCCUUCUCUCAUGUGGUCUCUUAAUCCAGUAAUUGUAUUACUGCCAUUAAAGGAUGCAGUUAUUUUAAA
Molecule: messenger RNA, 6641 nt
Organism: Peromyscus maniculatus bairdii (prairie deer mouse)
Lineage: Eukaryota; Metazoa; Chordata; Mammalia; Rodentia; Cricetidae
Gene: Zc3h4
Product: zinc finger CCCH-type containing 4
Biological process (GO): negative regulation of DNA-templated transcription
Cellular component (GO): nucleus
Molecular function (GO): metal ion binding; RNA binding
Source: RefSeq, a predicted model, not a curated record